AUGAAUCUCCAAAAAAUUAUAUUUGACGACCUCGACAAUUUACACUCAAAAUUAGACAUUCUCAUCAGAUAUUCCAAGAAUGGUUUCCGUUUGGCAAAUGUGCUUACAUUUCGUACUGAGUUGAAGUUAUUUCAGGACUACUGCCAAAGAAUCCUGGGACAGAUUGAACUAUGGAUAAUAAACUUUUUGUACACCAGUAGUCCGUAUAAAGAAAUUAGUUUUUGGAUUGAAGACACCAGUGAUUUUGGAAACUCUUUUGAGAGUUUCAUAAAGUCACUCGCUAUGUUGCAGAAUAUUAUUGAAUCAUCAUACAAACUCAUUUUUACUACAAACAUAAGUGAUGUGAUAUCAUUUGAUAGUGCGCAGCAUGAACAAAUGUAUUCUUUCGAAAAUAUUCAAGAAAGAAUCAAUUCUCUACAUUUAGAUUAUUUUUAUGAAAAGUCUAAAACCGAUGUGAUUAGUUCAAAUAGAAGGCGAUUUCAUCUUCAGUAUACAAACCUGAUAGAAGCAUUGGAUUUGCACGAUAACUACAGUAGUUCUCCUAACUUGUUUUAUGGAAAUAAGAACACAACAAAAACCUCCGAAAUAGAUUUACAGUACGAUGGCUAUAUUUCUAAAAUGAAGUAUACAUUGUAUAUUGUUUGGAAUCUAAUCACUGAUUUUUACUGGUUUUUAUUGGGUUCCAAAUUGAUCAGUCUUAAUUCUGAUUUAAAGAAUAAAAAUGAAAUAUACAAUAAAAAAGAUAUGAUAGUUAUUCAAGCUAAUCAUAAACAAAGAGUAUUCAACAAUUUAUUAGAUCAUCUAACAUGUUAUCAAUGUGUUGUAUUACUCAAAGAUAUUCAUCUAAAAUAUAUACCUUGUAAUUUAAUUACAUCUUAUAAUGUUAAUUAUGUGCAUCACAAUUUAAAUUUAAUGAGAAAUGAUGAGAAUAAUUAUAAACUGACCUUACCUAAUAAUUUGAUUACCUCACUUGAGAGCUACUAG
Schistosoma curassoni is the source of this 984-nucleotide messenger RNA. The record is from the annotation of a GenBank genome assembly. Lineage: Eukaryota; Metazoa; Platyhelminthes; Trematoda; Strigeidida; Schistosomatidae.